AUGGCCUAUAAGUUGGUGAUCGCCCUCGCUUUUAUUGCUGCCGCCAGCGCUGCUGUAGUAGUGCCCGGUGCCCCUGUUGUGGCCAAGGCAGUAGCUGUUGAAGAAUACGAUCCUCAUCCACAAUACAAAUACGGUUAUGAUAUCCAAGACUCUAUUUCCGGUGACUCCAAGGGUCAUGUUGAGGAACGUGAUGGUGAUGUUGUUCGCGGUGAAUACACUGUAAUUGAUGCCGAUGGUUUCAAGCGUACUGUUACCUAUGUUGCCGAUCCCAUCAAUGGUUUCAAUGCCGUUGUUCGUCGUGAACCCAUUGUCGCUGCUGCUCCCGUCGUUGCUGCCGCCCCAGUUGUUAAGGCUGCCGCUCCCGUAGUUGCUGCUGCUCCAGUUGUAAGAGCUGCUGCCCCUGUCUUUGCUCCUGCUCCAGUAGUCAGACCAGCUCCAGUAUUCGCUCCUGCUCCCGUUGUUAGAGCUGCCGCUCCUGUUUUUGCUCCAGCUCCAGUAGUCAGACCAGCUCCAGUCUUUGCACCUGCCCCCGUUGUUAAAGCCGCUCCAUUCGUACCUGCCGCUCCUUUCGGCUCUUCGGUCACCUACUCAGCAACAGCUCCCUUUGUUAAAGCUGCUGCUCCCGUAGUUGCCGCUGCUCCUGCCUAUGUUCGUAGCGCUCCCUAUGUAGCUGCUCCCUUCAACUAUGGUUAUGCUGUCCGCAAUUUGUAA
This is a messenger RNA of Musca vetustissima, 711 nucleotides long. RefSeq names its product cuticle protein 19.8-like. Gene Ontology annotation, cellular component: extracellular matrix. The coding region runs from base 1 to 711 and encodes 236 amino acids. The transcript is spliced from 2 exons. Lineage: Eukaryota; Metazoa; Arthropoda; Insecta; Diptera; Muscidae. The record is from RefSeq and is a predicted model, not a curated record.